AUGAUCCGCUCUACCUUCACCCGUUCUCAUCUACCUCCCAUCAUUCGUCGCUAUAGUAAAUCAGCAAUAAUGUCAUUGAAGGCAAUUUCAGCCAAAGAUGCCGCGUCACUUGACAAAGACCUCAUGGAGACCGGCGGGUGGUCUCUAGACCAGUUGAUGGAGCUAGCUGGCCUUUCUGUCUCGCAAGCCGGAGGAGAUGGCCUCGUAGCCGCUCGACACCUAGCCCACUUUGGCUACACACCAUCGGUGUACUACCCAAAACAAGGUAAAAACGAGCUCUACCAACGCCUCAAAAUCCAGCUCCAAAACCUCUCGAUCCCCUUCAUAGAUGACUUCCAACCAGCACUCAAGACAACAGACCUCCUCGUUGACGCUAUCUUCGGCUUCUCCUUUGGUGGGCCAUUGCGUGAUCCUUUCGGCGGCAUCGUUUCGCAAAUCGAAUCCUCCAAUGUCAAGGUGCUGAGUGUUGAUGCGCCCAGCUCGUGGGAUAUCCAGAGCGGACCGCCGAAGGAAGGACCCGGUGCGAAGUUUAUGCCGCAUGCGCUGAUCAGUCUAACUGCACCCAAGCCAUGUGUGGCCUUUUACCGCGGCAGGCAUUUUAUUGGUGGUAGGUUUUUGACCAAGAACAUUGCGGAUAAGUAUGGACUUGAUAUGCCCAAAUAUCAGGGUGUUGAUCAAGUUUUGGAGAUUGGUGUUGAUGCAGAGGGGAGGUUGUAA
Molecule: messenger RNA, 717 nt
Organism: Penicillium concentricum
Lineage: Eukaryota; Fungi; Ascomycota; Eurotiomycetes; Eurotiales; Aspergillaceae
Product: NADHX epimerase
Exons: 4
Coding region: 1-717 (238 amino acids)
Cellular component (GO): mitochondrion
Molecular function (GO): NAD(P)HX epimerase activity
Source: RefSeq, a predicted model, not a curated record